Molecule: messenger RNA, 3873 nt
Organism: Bufo bufo (common toad)
Lineage: Eukaryota; Metazoa; Chordata; Amphibia; Anura; Bufonidae
Gene: ITFG2
Product: integrin alpha FG-GAP repeat containing 2
Exons: 12
Coding region: 103-1410 (435 amino acids)
Biological process (GO): regulation of TOR signaling
Cellular component (GO): KICSTOR complex
Source: RefSeq, a predicted model, not a curated record
CUCCUGUAUCUCGUCCAGCGAGCCUUCCCCUUCCAGCACUAUCACGUGGCCACCGACGUCACACCUCGCGUUUUCCGUGAGGCGUUUGGCUGCGGUUCUGGGAUGCGUUCUCUGAGCUAUGUGCAGCGUGCUGUGUUGGAGUUCAGCGGGUCGCUCUUCCCGCACGCUUUGUGUCUCGGGGACGCGGACAAUGACUCGCUGAAUGAGUUGGUCCUGGGAGACACCAGCGGGAGGCUGCAAGUCUACAAGAAUGACCAGAGCAAGCCCUGGCUGAGCCGCUGCUGCUCCGGCAUGCUGACCUGUGUAGGUGUUGGCGAUGUUUGCAAUAAAGGAAAGAAUUUUGUAGUGGCUGUUAGUGCAGAGGGCUGGUUUCAUCUCUUUGACCUGAGCUCUAAAUCAGAUGCCCCAAGUGACCUUACAAUGGGAGAAGAACAGAAAGCUACUUACACACAGCAUUUACCUGCAAAUACCAAGCUAGCCCUGAUUAGCGAUAUAGAUGGAGAUGGCCGCUGUGAGUUGGUCUUAGGAUACACAGACCGUGUGGUCCGAGCAUUUCGCUGGGAGAGUCCACCAGAUGCUGAUCUGGCCUGUGGGCAGCUCGUUCCUCUAAAAAAAUGGUUGCUGGAAGGACAGGUUGACAGUCUUUCAGUAAACCCUGGCACAGAUGGUAUACCUGAGUUAAUGGUGUCCCAACCAGGUUGUGGAUAUGCAAUUCUACUGUGUACCUGGGGAGAUGAGUCCAACUCGGGAUCAGAAGGAUCAGGAGCUGCUGAAGCAAGGGAGACAUCAGCCCGGGAUGUCAUCCUUCACCAAACCUCUGGGCGGAUACAUAAUAAAAAUGUUUCUACACACCUGAUGGGGAACAUCAAGCAAGGACCUGGUGUUGGAAACCGAGAACCUGGUCUCUUUGCACUAUGCACCUUGGAUGGCACACUAAAACUUAUGCAGGGAUCUGACAGACUACUCUGGUCAGUUCAGGUUGAUCAUCAGCUCUUUGCUUUGGAGAAGCUUGAUGUGACGGGGAACGGACAAGAAGAAGUUGUGGCCUGUGCAUGGGAUGGUCAGACAUACAUCAUAGAUCACAAUCGCACGGUCCUUCGUUUCCAAGUUGAUGAGAAUGUCAGUGCUUUCUGUGCUGGACUUUAUGCCUGCCGGGGUAACCAGAACAGUCCAUGUUUGGUUUAUGUUGGUUUCAAUCAGAAAAUUUAUGUAUAUUGGUCCAUAACACUUGAGAGGAUAGAAUCCUCAAACCUUCUGUAUGUAUUGGAGGGAAAUGAGGAAUUCGCAUCCCUACUUAGUAAAUUGCAUAUAGAUGUAAAUGAUGUCUCAGCUGUACGUGAUCUUAUCCAUCGAACUUUCUAUUGUUCUAAUAGGAAACAAAAGGUGGCAAGAGAGACUAUAGGACAUUGAUUUCUGGAACCUGGACCUAUAAAUUCAUCAAACUGCAUGCCGUGCCUACAGCAAUACAAUGAUAGUAAAUACUGUGUAAUGGUUCUCUCCAGAAGCACUAUAUUCUGGUUACAACAAGUUAUCCCCCCUAUCCAUUGCGUAGGGAAUAACUGUUCAAUUGAUGGAUAUCUGGGCGGAAAAAGAUUGAAGAAGUAGUCACUUUCUAUUCUCUUCUAUGAGAGUUAUGAAACAGCCGGAGCUCUGGGAUAUGGCAGCCGCCACAUCUAAGAGGGGUCAAGGCACCCAGAACUGUCAGAAAUGUAAUGUGAAUCCUGUGGCUAUGCCAUAAAUAUUCAAGAUGGUAAUACCACUUCUAAGAAGAAUAAGAGAUUGUUUAGUGCUGUUGACCAGCCACGUGUAAAUGCAAGAGUUAAAUAGAACUGGUCAGUUCUCCAGUAAAGGACAAUGCUGAAUACAACCACUAUACACUACUGCCCUCUUCUGUCAGUAUGCUUGGCGACUGGCAAAUGCAGCGUUUUAUUUUAAAGAGGAUUUGUGACCUGAAAUACUUUCAUUCCACGUAAGAGAAUAAUUCUGGAGCACCUUUUCUAAGAACUCUGCUUUGUACCAUUCCUCUAUCUUCGGGAAAUACAUAAAUAGGUAGAUUACUGGGUGUUGUUGUUCCCCUGGUCAGUAGGGCGUUUUCUUACACAAUCAGGCACUCUCCAUUCAGUGCUUACAGUGUCAGAGUGUAGACACACCCAUCUGUCAACUCACUUCCAGGAGGAAUAAUAAAGGAAUAGUAUUCAGAGGUCUGAGAAAAGAUGCCCCAGAAUUUGUAUUACAUGUAGUAUGAAAAUGUUGCAGCUGACAAGUCUUCUUUAAGAUGUAGUGCCGAGGAUGCCACUGAACCAGCUGGUCAUUUAAAUCUCCAUUGGCAAGAGGAAUAGAAGAGGGAAAGAGGAGGCAGCGGAAUGGUGGUUGUGUCUAGCAAGGUAUGAAAAGCAAGCACUGUGUAGUGUUCUAUGAAACAUUAGAUUUAUGCUUGCAUUCUCACUAAUGAAAUAAUGUUUAGAAAUAAAAAUGUGAAUCCUCUGUCUGUUUGACAGAGGAAAAGCAUUCCAGCGUUUAAGUGCAGCACUGGAGGAGUGUUGGAAACAUUAGCCUUUUUUUUUGUGUGUGUGUAAAGGAAGACAAAUGGGCAGUUAUCCAGGAAUGAAUAAUGAUGACCUCUCCUCAGUAUAGGUCAUCAUUAUCACAUUUGCGGGGGUCCAGCAUCCCCACUGAUCAGCUGUUUCAGGGAGCCGCCAGACCCAACGAAGUUAUGGUUGUUCCUGGCAGCUUUUGAAGCGCACCGCCGUACAUUGUAAAGGGGCUGUACUUGGUAUUGCAGAUCAGGCCCAUUCACUUCAGUGGGGCUGAGCUGCAGCUAAGUCAUGUGAGCGACGUACAGUGAUGUCACAUGGCCUAGGAAGCGACAGUGACACUCACCAGAGGAUAGGUCAUCAAUAUUAAUUACCGGAUAGCCCCUUUAAUGAAGUAUUCUUUUAAUUUGAAGCUAUCCUCUAUCCACAGGAGAUAGAUAUUAGAUCAGUAGGGGUCCUACCACACAGCGGGGCGAUAGGUAGAGCAAGCUCACUGCCACUCUGUUUGUCGUCAUAAAAAGUGCCUGAGACAGCAGAGUAUAGCGCUUGGCUGUUUCUGGCAGGUCCCAUAGUGAUGAAUGGAGCAGUAGUUCACAAGCUCAACCUGAUGCUUUGUUCAAUCUGUGGGGUAUGGGCCCACGCUGUCAUGAUUGUGGGGGUCCCAGCAGUAGGACUGCCACCAUUCUUGUUCCUUAUCCAUUAUCUGAAUACUUCUGUAAUCUCAGAGCUGAAUUUGCACCAGAUAUUAUUAGAGAGCAGGAGUGACCAUCAAAAAGGUCUACACUGCAUUACCAACUGAAUUCUUUCUUUAGGAGCUUUUUCUAUUCCAUGUAAAUAAAAUUAAAGGCCCAUUCAGACAGUAGUAUGAAAGGGUCCGCAUCCAUUCUGCAAUUUAGCGGAACGGGUUCGGACCCAUUCUUUUCAAUGGGGCCGCAAAAGAUGCGGACAGCACACCGUGUGCUGUCUGCAUCCGUGGUUCUGUUCCACGGCUCGGCAGAAAGGGUAGAGCAUGUCCUAUUCUUGUCCGCAAUCGCGGACAAAAAUAGGCAUUCUCUAUUAUGGUUGCAGCCAUGUGGGGUCUGCAAAUUGCGUAACUCACACGGCCGGUAUCCGUGUUUUGCGGAUCUGCAAAACACUACGGUUGUGGGAAUACGCGCCCUAAAGGGAACCUGUCAUUGUGAAAAUGCAGUGCAGUCUGCGGGCAGCAUGUUAUACUGUAUUUUUGUAGGAACUAAAUAUUUGGAGAUUUUUAAUAAUUUACUAUGUAACUAAGGCUACUUUCACACUAGCGUUUUUACUGGAUCCGGCAGGGUCCAGCAAAAAUGCUUCCGUUACUGAU